GUGAAAAGUGGACGCUUAAUAUUUACGUCGUUCUUCAGAUUGAGAAAAUAUCCUCUAAGAUAAUUUUAUUGUUUUCUUGUUACUGUUUAUAAAAUUUAAACUCCAAAAGUUUUGUUUGUUUAUUUAAUUGAGGAAAAAAUUGUAUAAACUAUUUAAUUAAAUCCAAAAACCGUAAAAUCUGGUUCCGAAUAUAUAAUGUAAAUCUAGAUUAGCUGAAAAUUUUAAAACAACAACAAAAAAAAGGCGUGAAAACAAUUUUUUUUAAAUAUUUCAAAUAGUAACGUGAUAACGAAGUACAUCAAGAUGUAUUCGUCUUUAGUGGUGUAUUUUCUAUCUGUUUUAUUAUUUUCUUUAUAUUUAACUGCUGCUGAGAGCAUAGACAACGACUGGUGGCAAACAGCACUCAUCUAUCAAAUAUAUCCGAGGUCCUUCAAAGACAGUAAUGCUGACGGGAUCGGGGACUUAAGUGGAAUAACAGAGAAGCUACCGUAUCUAAAGAAGACAGGAGUAGACGCUAUUUGGAUGUCACCUAUCUUCUUGUCACCUAUGAGGGACUUUGGCUAUGACAUCACCGACUACAGGGAGAUAGCGCCGGAGUACGGCAACAUGGAACACUUUCAAUUACUCAUGAAGACGGCCAAGGAAUUGGGUAUACGAGUAAUCUUGGACUUCGUUCCGAACCAUACUAGCAACGAGAGCGACUGGUUCUUACGCUCAGUGCGACGAGAGCCCGGGUACGAGAACUACUAUGUGUGGGCUGACGGCAUCCCCGACCCUCACACACCGGGAGUCUGGCAACCUCCUAGCAAUUGGGUGAGCAACUUCCGAGGCAGCGCUUGGCAGUACAUAGAGGAACGCGGUCAGUAUUACCUGCACCAGUUCGCCGUCGGCCAGCCCGACCUCAACUACCGCGAGCCGCGCCUCCACGAUGAAAUCAAACAAGUGCUGCGGUUCUGGCUGGAGCAGGGCGUGUCCGGAUUCCGAGUGGACGCCAUCAACAUGCUGUAUGAAGCGCGGCCCGAGGACUUCGGCGACAGAUAUCCAGACGAACCACGCACAGGUAUCUCAGGCUCCACUCCGGAUGACUACACUUACUUGAAGCACAUUUACACAAGGAAUCUAAAGGAGACGUACGACGUUGUAUACUCCUGGCGCGAACUUUUAGACGAGUAUACGAAGUCUCAUGGAGAACACAAGCUUAUGAUGACGGAGGCUUAUGCAGAUAUUAGCGACCUCAUUAAGUACUACGGUAACGGGAACAGAGAUGGCGGUGUACCUUUUAAUUUCGCCUUCCUCGGAGAUAUACAUAAUACCUCUAAUGCUUACGAUAUCAAGCUGGUCAUUGAUAAGUGGAUGACUUAUAUGCCUAGUGGGAAGACUGCUAACUGGGUGAAUGGCAACCACGACCGGAGCCGGCUGGCGUCGCGGCACGGCUCCGACCGCGUGGACGCCAUGAACAUGCUGGCGUUACUGUUGCCCGGCAUCGCCAUCACCUAUCAGGGCGAGGAGCUGGGCAUGACGGACGGCUACGUGAGCUGGCAGGACACGCUCGACCCGCAGGCUUGCAACACCGACCCCCAGCACUACGAGCUGAGCUCGCGCGACCCGGAGCGCACGCCCUACCACUGGGACGCCAGCCGCCACGCCGGCUUCUCCGCCGCCGCCGGCCGCACCUGGCUGCCGCUCGCCGACAACUAUGCUACCUUGAACCUCGCCAGCCAGCUGACCGGCAAGAGUCACUAUACGUUCUACAAAGAUUUGGCGAGUAUCAGAAAGAAACCGGCAACUAAAUACGGUGAUCUGGAGACUAAAGCUAUAACUGAAUCUAUUUUAGUAGUUAAUAGAUUAUUACCAGGUUCACCAGGUAUAGUGGGCAUUGUCAAUCUGUUGGACAAAGAUGAGGUUGUUAAUUUAUCGUCACUCCGGCUGCUGCCAGAUAAGAUGGCGGUAGUCGCAACUGGAGUUGACUGUUCUCUUGAUAAAGGAAUGCCACUAAGCAAGGCUAAUUUACCUGUAUCUGCACAUUGCGCUGUUGUGUUUGAAACCCUGUCUAAUUGUUGUUGAAAUUGUACAUUUUUACACAUUUAAGUUGAUUACAUUGUUUUACAAUUUAAUAUUUAAUUACUGUAAUAAAGUUCUAUCCCAAUAAUCUUACUAAUAUUAUGAAAUGAAAAUUUUAGAUGUUAGAGUUUGUAGCAUAAACUGCUGGAGUCAAUGAAGUUUGUUACAGACAUAGAGGAUAGUGCAGAAGAAUAUAUACGCUAUUUACUUUUAUUACAUAAAUUCCAUGCAAACAGAAUCACAGACUAGUUAAUAAUAAAUGCCAUGUACAAGGCAUAUAACAGAGUACUUUUUAUGAAAAAAAAAUCAAUCUAUAUGAACAUAAACUAAGCAGUGUAAAAGUUACUGUCAUUGUAGUUCAUUACCUGAAUAUACAUAAGUGUAAGUAUAUAUCAGUAUUGAAUUAUAAGUUAUUAUAUUUGUAAAUAAACAAAUAAUUUAG
This is a messenger RNA of Papilio polytes (common Mormon), 2503 nucleotides long. RefSeq names its product maltase 2-like. Gene Ontology annotation, biological process: carbohydrate metabolic process. The coding region runs from base 304 to 2064 and encodes 586 amino acids. NCBI's taxonomy places the organism in Eukaryota, Metazoa, Arthropoda, Insecta, Lepidoptera, Papilionidae. The record is from RefSeq and is a predicted model, not a curated record. The transcript is spliced from 11 exons.